This is a messenger RNA of Dinoponera quadriceps, 438 nucleotides long. Its product is annotated as tetratricopeptide repeat protein 25. Lineage: Eukaryota; Metazoa; Arthropoda; Insecta; Hymenoptera; Formicidae. Gene Ontology annotation, molecular function: protein binding. Bases 1 to 438 code for a protein of 145 amino acids. The transcript is spliced from 2 exons. The record is from RefSeq and is a predicted model, not a curated record.
AUGGGCAGCACGGACAUCAAGCAAUCUCUGAAGAUGAAGCAACGCCAGGACCGCAGCAGAAAUCUGCAAAUACCGGAGGAGACCGAGCCUGGCGCGCUGCUAACGCUCGGCUUACGCGAGAUGCGUUUCGGCGAUGCACUGGAGUUGAAUCCCAAUGAGAAGAACGCGUUGGUAGCACGAAGCAAGUGUCACCUUUUGUUAGGCGAACCGCAAAAAGCGCUAGACGAUGCCGAAGCAGCGUUGCGGCUAAAUCCUAAGGAUUCCAGCAACGCCAAAGCGGUAUACUGCAAAGCGGAGGCGCUUUAUCAUCUGGGUGAUUUUGAGAUGAGUCUAGUGUAUUAUUAUCGCGGAAUGAGGAUCCGACCGGAAUUCGGGCAGUUCCGUCUCGGCGUUCAAAAAGCGAAAGACGCGAUACAGAAUGUCUUACGGAAAAAUUAA